Messenger RNA from Kuraishia capsulata CBS 1993, 2268 nucleotides. RefSeq lists its product as uncharacterized. The record is from RefSeq and is a predicted model, not a curated record. The coding region runs from base 1 to 2268 and encodes 755 amino acids. Gene Ontology annotation, biological process: DNA damage checkpoint signaling. The transcript has a single exon. NCBI's taxonomy places the organism in Eukaryota, Fungi, Ascomycota, Pichiomycetes, Pichiales, Pichiaceae.
AUGUCCAAACGCGACCAGACUGGCGGUGCAAACGAGUUUGGAGAUGACUUCGAUGAUGAUCUAGAAGAUGACGGUUUCGGUGAUGAUUUCGACGAUGACUUCGAGGAUGCAUUGGUGGAGCUGACGUCAAAGCCAACGUCGGUUACUCCCGCAACGCCGAGUGCUCCAGCUGCAGCAACAGCCCCCAGUCGAUCUGUCGAGGACGAAAUACUGAUGACAAAAGGCGAAAACGCAAUCUUAAGACAGCAAAUCCAGGAAUUAGUUCAAAGGCACAAUAAGGAACAAAAAAGACUUCGUGAGAGUUACGACAAGGAAUUGGGUGACAAGACUAGUAAGGUGAAAGCGUAUGUGGAUGCUAUCAAAAGGGUCGAGGAUGAGAAGAAGUUCCUAGACUCUGAGGUGAAGAAUUUGUCUCUCAGACUGGAUCUGGAAGGUAGCAAGAGAAAAAGACCCAAAACAGGAAAUACUACUGAAUUACGAGCAGAUAAGGUCUCGGAAUCGCAGAUGUCAGAGUCGCCUUUUUCGCUUCGGGGAAGGGCCAUUCCUGCGCCUUCUCAAAAACUUUCUGUGAUUGGUCAGAGAACAGUCAUUCCGUUGGAGAAAGACCUGUUCAUUGAUGCGAUAAUGGCGCAUGUUAUUCCGGGUAGUUCGCGAUCUACUAUGGACUUUCUAUCUAGGAUAGAUUCCGAGGUGGAAUUUAGCAGGGGCCCGUUCAAGAUCACCAAAGGAAGAGAAAGCAUCAAGACUGAGCUGACUAACUAUCUGGUCUCUAUCAAGAAUGAUGAAAGAUUAGACACUCUGAUUUCGGAGUUUUUGCUGUAUUUGCUGGAGUUCUGCAACAAAUUGUUUUCGGCUAAAUCGCUGCUGCCAAUUCCUUUCUUGCAAGCCUUGAUGCAUUGUGCUAUGAGAUACAGACCGGUUGCAGUCCCUAUCAAGACACUAUGGGUUGUGCUCAAUUUCAACGUGGAGGUCUGUACAUCGUAUCCCAAUCUGCUUAGAGGGACAGAGGAUCCUUUUGAAGUUGAUAAACCUGCGUUGACAACCUCCACCACGAUGGAAGAGGUCAAGGUGUUUGUGAAGCACAAGCCUUUCCAAAACGUUGUCUUGGAGAUAAUGGUGACUACUUUUGCACUGGACCUGGUAGAAACAGCAACUGAGUUUGCCAAAUUCAGGAAGGUUGAUGAUCUCAAGGGUUUUUAUACAGACUUUCUUCUUGAAAUUCUCAGUUUGGUUACUCACCAGCAGACCCCCACGAACUAUGUGUUCAACGCUGUUGAGAUUCUGACAAAUGCUGUUGUUCCUGAGGUAUUCGGGACAUCGCAAUCAGACGCAACAGCAGAUGCUAUUACUGAGAAAAUGAUGCUGCUCACGAAGCUCCUUGCUUCGGGGAUGGAGUCCAAGAGCGGAUUGCGAGUAUACGGUUUGAAUCGGAUCGUUGGCUGUGGACGUGAUAUCAAGCUUUUGGAAGCUCUCGUUCCACUUGGGGAUGAUCCCAUGAUAGCAUAUGCAAACGUGUCUCUUGCUCUGCCGUUGUCACCCGACAUGUACAAUGAUAUCAUCAAAAAUAAUGGUGCUCCUCUCAAUACGGUAAACCAAGAACUGCACAGGCUUCACAUCCGUCACGAGGUGCUACGAAUGUUUGAGUUGUAUUUCUCUAGACGAGACAUAGUUCCUCUCAAACCCGAAACCAUGAUCGAGAUUGCUCGCGUUUCCAUCUGGUUGCUUGUCAAACAACAGGAAUACAUUCUGAGAUCACCACGGAGUAGAACGGUACACACGCGGAUCAAGGUGGUCAACUCGAUCGUCCGUGUGGUUCACCACAUUUGCACAGAGUCUGCUCUGGAGAUUUCUCAAUUGCCUCGAGAUGUUCUUCGAGACGUGGUGACUGCGUUCCUAGCAAUUUGUGCCACAACGGUCUCUCACGAGUCAGCCGCAUUCGUUGCACAGGCCCGUAAAGUAGGCUAUAUGCACCCAAUUUUCAAUGCGCAUCUUGAACGCAAGAACGAGGAGGUUUUUGGCAUUGCGUCCCGCCUUCGAGCCGUUUCUCUGGAUGAUUAUCUGCGUGAUGCAUACAUCAUAGAGGAGCACACUAAGGCUGAUACGCAAUCUAAUGGAGUCGAGAUCUCGUAUGAUGACACCACAAUUGAGUUGGCAAGAGAUGUUCUUGGGCUGUGUGUGACUGGAGACGAGGCUGACAGCUUGUACUUUAGUAUGAACUGGGUUGACCCACAGGCGGACAUUGGAUUUGAAGACGAUGACGAGGAGUAA